AAAAAUUAAAUAACUUAAAAACAAAAGCUCAACGCAAUUCUGCGAAAAAGAGAGCUUCGAUCAAACGGAAAUGGGACGAAAAAAGCUUCUUUGAUUCAUCGUCUCAAAUUCUCCAAUUCCUCGUAAAAUAAAAUCAAAACAACAUCAUAAAAAAAAAUUCAAUAAUUUUUUCUCUAAUUAUUAAUACAAUCCAAAAUGUCUAUCAACAUGAAAACCCUAACACAAGCCCUCGCCAAAACCGCUGCUGUGAUUGAAAAAACCGUACAAACAACUGUACAGGAGGUAACUGGACCGAAACCUCUCCAAGAUUACGAGCUUAUUGACCAGAUCGGGUCAGCGGGACCCAGUCUCGCCUGGAAACUCUACUCUGCCAAGGCGCGUGAUACUACACGCGCGCAGCAGUAUCCUAUUGUAUGUGUUUGGGUGCUGGACAAGCGCGCGCUGUCGGAGGCAAGGGUGCGUGCAGGAUUGUCGAAGGCGGCGGAGGACGCGUUUCUGGAUCUGGCUCGUGCGGACGCGGGAAGACUGGUCAGGCUUCGGCAUCCGGGAGUUGUACACGUGAUUCAGGCAAUGGAGGAGAGUAAGAAUGCGAUGGCGAUGGUGACAGAGCCGCUGUUCGCGUCGGUGGCAAACGCUUUGGGGAAUUUGGAGAAUUUUGAGAAUGUGACGAAAGCGCCGAAGGAGCUUAAGGGAUUGAAAAUGAGUUUGUUGGAAAUGAAGCAUGGCUUAAUCCAGAUUGCAGAAUCCUUGGAUUUUCUCCAUUGCAAUGCUCGUCUCAUUCACCGAGCUAUAUCACCUGAGAAUGUCUUAAUAACUUCAUUUGGGGCAUGGAAGCUUGGUGGAUUUGGUUUUGCAAUCACGACAGAUCAAGCCAAGAGUGAUUCGUCUAAUGUGCAGGCCUUCCAUUAUGCUGAAUACGAUGUUGAGGAUUCUAUGCUGCCCCAUCAGCCAUCCUUAAAUUACACUGCACCUGAACUUGUUCAGAGUAAGACUGCUUCAGUUGGAUGCGCUUCUGAUAUGUUCAGCUUUGGAUGCCUUGCUUACCACCUGAUUGCUCGCAAGCCUUUGUUUGAUUGCCACAACAAUGUCAAAAUGUAUAUGAAUACCUUGACUUAUUUAUCCAAUGAAGCUUUCUCCUCUAUCCCAUCAGAAUUAGUUCCUGACCUUCAAAGGAUGCUUUCGGCUAAUGAGUCUCUCAGGCCGACAGCAUCAGAUUUCACAGGAUCUCCAUUUUUUCGUAAUGACACUAGGUUGCGUGCGCUUCGCUUCCUUGACCACAUGCUUGGAAGAGAUAACAUGCAGAAAUCUGAAUUUUUAAAAGCAUUAUCAGAUAUGUGGAAGGAUUUUGACUCUCGUGUUCUGGGGUAUAAGGUUCGAGUCUUCUUUUGGGUUCUACCACCACUUUGUGCAGAGCUCCGGAAUGUAGUGAUGCAACCAAUGAUUCUGCCCAUGGUUCUCACAAUAGCAGAGUCUCAGGAUAAAAAUGAUUUUGAGCUAAUAACACUACCUGCUAUUCUACCCGUCCUGACUACUGCUGCUGGCGAGACACUUUUGCUACUUUUGAAGCAACUGGAGCUUAUUUGCAACAAGACUGGACAGGAGCAGUUAGUAUCACAUUUGUUGCCCUUGCUUGUUCGAGGUUAUGAUGAUACUGAUCCUCGCAUACAAGAGGAAGUUUUGAGACGAUCGGCGUCCCUUGCCAAGCAACUUGAUGUUCAGUUGGUGAAACAAGCAAUUUUGCCCCGUGUGCAUGGCCUAGCUCUUAAAACAACGGUUGCUGCGGUGAGAGUCAAUGCUUUGCUAUGCUUAGGAGAUCUGGUUCACACACUUGAUAAACAUGCUGUUCUUGACAUUUUACAAACAAUUCAACGUUGUACAGCUGUUGAUCGCUCCUCUCCUACACUGAUGUGUACCCUUGGGGUUGCUAACUCAAUUCUUAAGCAGUAUGGAGUCGAAUUUGCUGCUGAACAUGUCCUUCCAUUACUCAUACCCCUUCUUACUGCUCAACAAUUGAAUGUUCGGCAGUUUGCCAGAUAUAUGCUUUUUGUCAAGGAUAUUCUCAGGAAGAUAGAAGAACAACGUGGAGUUACUGUGACUGAUACUGAAUAUCCAGAGGUAAAAAAUAUUCCUUUUGCCAUUUUCCCUCAAUCUGAAGCCUUAAGCAAAACUAGUGGGAGUGUGGUUUCGACAACAAAGAGCAGGCCAUCAUGGGAUGAAGAUUGGGGUCCAAAGACAAGGGGACAAGCCCAUUCCAAUCAAUCUUCUUUCAAAAACUUCUCAACCACUACAACUAUUUCCAGUGAUAAACCAAGUCAAGUAACUCCUGUGCAAUUGCACCCUUCCUUGGUGUCUGCUGUAUCUAGUCAGCAAACAGCUGCAUCAUGCCCUCCAGUUGAUCUUGAAUGGCCUCCUUGUGCAUCUUCAUCUGUGACCUCUUCUGUAGCUGAUAGUCAGAAGCAGCUGCCAAACACUGGAAGCUCUUCAUCUUCAACUUUUGAUGAUCUAGAUCCAUUUGCUGAUUGGCCUCCACGGCCAAGUGGCUCAUCGCAAACUCUUAGCAAUGGCAAUAUAGGAUCAAGUUCAAAAAAUUAUUCUGAUUUGACAAGUACACCAAACAUUAUGAGCUAUCCAAGCAAUGGCAAUAACAGUUGGCCCUCUGACAAGUUAAACUCAACUUUGGAUUUGAGUAGUUUGAAUUCUGGGAGCCUGAAUAACCUGAAUUUUAUUGGGUUCAUGAAACAGAAUCAAGGGUAUUCAGGUCCAGGUUCAGUUUCAGUUAUGUACAAUAACAAGAAGGAAUCUUCUGAUCUUGGAUCCAUAUUUGGUACUACCAACACUGGACUUACUGCACCAAAACUUGCACCACCUCCUGCAACUGCUGUUGGUAGAGGAAGAGGGAAAGGAGGCAGUUCAGGCUCACAGCAUAGUCAUGUCAAACCAUCAUCAGAACAACCACCUCUUUUGGAUUUGCUGUAAAGGAUUUUUCUAUUUUUCAACUUUCAAAAUAAUCAUACACAAGAAAUUUUUCAAGUCUUGUAGAUUGUCCGACUGCGUCCCACACUUUAUUGAGAUGGCCAGAUCCUCUUAAAUGCGUUGAAGUACAAGUUCAUCAAUCAAUCUCUUGGACAUGCAAGCCCAAUGGCUCUCAGGCUGGCAUGGUUUGUUAUAUGUAGAUCAUUGCGAGCGGUUUGUAGUUUAUUGUGAUUGGUUCUGUUCCGGUUUUUUGUUCUCUCUCUCUGUCUCUCUUUUUUCUGUUAAUUCUGUAUUUUUCUGCCGAGUUUUGUUCAGUUUCUUGAAUUUUGAAUAUUGGAAAUGCGUUUUCAUAGUCCCUAUAAUAUAUUCUUUAAAAAUGUA
Molecule: messenger RNA, 3354 nt
Organism: Mangifera indica (mango)
Lineage: Eukaryota; Viridiplantae; Streptophyta; Magnoliopsida; Sapindales; Anacardiaceae
Product: SCY1-like protein 2
Exons: 14
Coding region: 196-2976 (926 amino acids)
Biological process (GO): protein phosphorylation
Molecular function (GO): protein kinase activity; ATP binding
Source: RefSeq, a predicted model, not a curated record